AUGUCCCCCAAGCGACCACUCUACAGUGUGCUCGGCGUGGCACCCGACGCCGCCGAGAACGAUAUUAGCCGCGCGUAUCGGCGGCUGGCGCUGCAGCACCACCCAGACCGCAACCCUAGCGGGGAGGCGAAGUUCAAGGAGAUUGCGAAUGCUUACAGCAUCCUCGGUGACCCGGAGCGGCGCCGCCUGUACGAUGUGACUGGAGUUGUGCCCGGUGCUGAGGCCGAGGCGGACAGCGAAGCCACGAUGGCGCAGCGCUCCGCGGAGAUGAAGGAGCGUGUUCAGAUGUUCUACUCCACAUACGCGGGUUCGCCGGAGGAAACUGAGGAUGUCAUCUCGCGCUACAACAGGUGCAAAGGCAACUUUCGUCGCAUGGUACGGGAGGAGCUGCUCUUCGACAACACCAAGAAGGAUGAGAUCAGGCGGCUGCAGGACCUCGUGCAGGACCUCGUGGAGUCGGGGCGGCUGAAGCCCACCGAAGCGUGGAAAGUGACGAACUCGCCAGGGGCGCUCAAGCAGAUCGAGCGUGCCAUGAUGAAGGAGCGUAAACAGGCCGCCGAUGCGCUUGACGCCAUGGGUCUCGCUGGUGAGACGAAGGGCGCUGACCUCCAGACGCUGAUGAAGCGUGACCAAGAGGCGGAGUGGAGCAACAUGAUGAGCAGCCUCGAGGCGAAGUACUUAAAACCCAAGGCGGCGGCAGCGUCGAAGGGCGCAGAGCGCAAUGGCAAGACGCAGAAAAAGAAGAAAAGGGCGGAGGAUGCGCAUGCUCCUUCGGCAGCGCCACCGCGCAAAAAAGUACGGAAAUAA
This is a messenger RNA of Trypanosoma grayi, 807 nucleotides long. RefSeq names its product putative chaperone DNAJ protein. Gene Ontology annotation, molecular function: heat shock protein binding. NCBI's taxonomy places the organism in Eukaryota, Euglenozoa, Kinetoplastea, Trypanosomatida, Trypanosomatidae. The transcript has a single exon. Gene Ontology annotation, cellular component: nucleus; cytoplasm. Bases 1 to 807 code for a protein of 268 amino acids. The record is from RefSeq and is a predicted model, not a curated record.